GAUGAUGAUGAGGAUGAUGAUGAGGAUGAUGAAGAGGAUGAUGAUGAGGAUGACGUUGAGGAUUGUGAUGAGGAUGAUGAUGAGGAUGACGAUCAGCAUGAAGAAGAAGAUGAUGAUGAGGGUGAUGUUCAGAAUCAUGAUGAGGCUGAUGAUGAAAAUGAUGAUGAGGUUGCGGAUGAGGAUGAUGAUGAGGAUGAUGAUGAGGAUGAUGAUCAGGGUGAAGAUCAGGAAGUUGUCGAAGUAGAUGAUGAGGAUGAUGAUGAGGGUGAGGAUGAUGAUGAGGAUGAUGAUGAG
Molecule: messenger RNA, 294 nt
Organism: Echinostoma caproni
Lineage: Eukaryota; Metazoa; Platyhelminthes; Trematoda; Plagiorchiida; Echinostomatidae
Source: the annotation of a GenBank genome assembly